Messenger RNA from Camelina sativa (false flax), 1216 nucleotides. The record is from RefSeq and is a predicted model, not a curated record. NCBI's taxonomy places the organism in Eukaryota, Viridiplantae, Streptophyta, Magnoliopsida, Brassicales, Brassicaceae.
GUGUUUUUAGUGAAUUAAAAAAAACCAUCACAGGUUUUUUCAAACGAGUUUUGAUCAAAUCCAUUUUCAGAUUAUGUUCCAUUUUUGUCUGUUAUUAUUAUUUAGGAGGUUGUUGGUUUGACAAAGUAAAUAAAAAAGAAAAGAAAGGCAAAUCUCUCGUUUGUGUGUAAAUUUUUGAGUUUUGAUAAAAUGAUGAUGAGUUGCCGUUUGGCGAAAAGCUAUGGUUUUAUCAGAUUGUUCUUCUUGUGUAAUAGUAGUAGUAAUAAUAAGAAUAAUGGGAGUCGUCUUCGUUUUCCUCAAUUCCCGGCUGAUGCGUUCUCUGCGUUUCGCAGUUCGAGGUACAGAUCCAUGAUGUCUGCUUCUUCCUCCUCCUCCUCAAACCCCAUGUCCCGUGAGGAUGCUACACUCCUCCCAUCCGUUGAAGACAAGUACGGUGGCGUCAGGACCGAGAUGACUCAUCCCAUGGAUCCUUCUCUCUUCUCCUCACUUCUCCGUGCCUCUCUCUCUAACUGGACUCUUCAGGGCAAGAAAGGAGUGUGGAUCAAAUUGCCAAAGCACCUUAUCGGCCUUGCUGAAACUGCUGUUAAGGAGGGAUUCUGGUUUCAUCACGCCGAGAAAGACUACUUGAUGCUUGUGUAUUGGAUUCCCAAAGAUGUCCAUACGCUUCCUGCCAAUGCAUCUCACCGUGUUGGCAUAGGUGCCUAUGUCAUUAACCACAAGUGGAUACAGAAUUCGUCCAAAUAUUGGCGUUCAGACAAACACACAAAAUCUUCUUUGGAAAGUCAGAUUUGUUCUUCGUCUGCAUGUUAAAGCCCCUUUCUUUGGAAAUCAAUGCACAGGAGUCAGAGAUUGAGGCAGCUCAGUGGAUGCCUUGGGAGGAAUACACAAAGCAACCAAUUGUACAGAAACAUGAACUCUUGAGGUACAUGACAGACAUUUGCUCUGCUAAAACCAACGGAGACUACGAAGGCUUCACUCCUAUUCGUGUCUCGGCGCCUGAUCAACAAGGAAACUUGUACUACAACACCCGCGACUUACAUUCGGGCCAUUGACCUUCAACAGAGCAGUCCUCACGAUUCUAACGAAGCUGGUUUAUUUGCUGCCUCUCUCUCUCUCUCUCUCUUUAUGUAAGCAUUUUGACUGACACUUGAAUCUAUUUAGCCCUCAACCAAAAACAUAAAAAGCAUCACAAAUGAAAACAUUUGCAUUCAGUUCA